Vombatus ursinus (common wombat) is the source of this 2380-nucleotide messenger RNA. Its product is annotated as lipid droplet-associated hydrolase-like. The transcript is spliced from 7 exons. Gene Ontology annotation, molecular function: lipase activity. Gene Ontology annotation, cellular component: lipid droplet. Lineage: Eukaryota; Metazoa; Chordata; Mammalia; Diprotodontia; Vombatidae. The record is from RefSeq and is a predicted model, not a curated record. Gene Ontology annotation, biological process: lipid storage. The coding region runs from base 128 to 1111 and encodes 327 amino acids.
CACAGGCCCCCACCCACAGCUGGCAUUGCAUUGGGAGGCAGAGUCCACCCCAGCCGGGGUUUUAAGGGCUGCCAGCCACCCAGCUGCUCUCCUGGGAAUCCCUGCAGGCGCAGGUGGCAGUGAGGAAAUGGAUGUGACAGCGAAUGAAGAUGUCCCGGUGCACGAUGAGUUUGUGGUCUGCGGCGGAGUUGUGACCCACGUCCUGAAGUGUGGGCCCUGGUCUGACCUCUUCGACACCAAGGAUAGCCCUAAGCUGCUCGUCCUCGUGAUUACAGGUAACCCGGGGAUUCCUGCCUUCUACGCGGGGUUUGUGACGGCUUUAUACCUUAACCUGCAGAAGCGCUACCCAGUGUGGGUCAUAAGCCAUGCUGGCCAUGUUUCAGCCCCGCGUGGUGUCAAGGUGGACGAGGAAGGCCCCGAAGAUCCAAGCCCGAGAAAACUGGAUGAUGCCUUUGGCCUCGAGGGCCAGGUAGAGCACAAGCUCGCCUUCCUGAGAAGGCGCGUGCCGGCAUCGCUGAAGCUGGUGCUCAUCAGCCACUCGGUGGGCAGCUAUGUUCUGCUGGAGAUGAUGAAGAGAGCCCCUCAGCUUCCGGUUCUUCGGUCCCUCCUGCUGUUUCCAACGAUAGAGAAAAUCGCUAAAACGCCCAACGGCCGGGUGGCAACUCCUCUCCUCUGCUGGCUGCGCUACGCCCUUUACGUGCCCAUCUACAUCGGACUCAGCCUGCUCCCAGCGAGAGUCCAGGCCAUCUUGGCCAGUCUGGUUCUUCGGAGGCUGAAAAUAGAGAAUGCAGUCACAUCUCGGCAUGUAAUGAAUUCACUCAACAUGGACUGCAUUGCGAAUAUUCUGUAUCUGGGAAGCCAAGAAAUGAGGAUCAUUUUGGAGAGAGACAACCACACCAUCCAAAAACACUUAAAGAAGCUGACCUUUUACUAUGGAACCUCAGACUUAUGGUGCCCGGUCCAGUUCUAUGAAGAUAUUAAGAAGAAUUUUCCCAGUGGAGACAUUAAGCUCUGUGAGAAAGGCAUCAAACACGCCUUCAUCAUAUCUUCCAACCAGGAAAUGGCCACCAUGAUUGCAGACUGGCUAAAAGAUGACCUGGCCAAAAUCUAGCACAGACAGCGCAGGGCAGGGGGCCGGGGAGCAGGUGUGUGUUGGCAGGAGGCUUGAUCGGGCAGUAGGGAGCUAAGGAAAUCUUCAUUUGGUGAUUCUAGUGGGAGGGAGCUAAUUGAAAAGGAAGGUCGGGCUAAUGAAUCUCAAUAGAAUCAUCCCCCACUUGGGAAUCUGAAACAAAAAAGAAACAGGCGGAAGACUUGAUUUCUCUUGAUUGUCUGGAAGAAACGUUCCGUGAGUAGAUACAGCACCUGCCACGUGGGGUGGGAAGAUGUCUUAAAAUUCAAAGUUAGAAAAUAGAAACCUGUGUGCUCAUAUAAUGAAGGGUGAGGACAGAGCGAAGUCAGAAGGCAUGUUUAGAAGGUGCACCUGCGAGGCCUUUCCAGGUAGCCCAGUCAGACGCUGGGAAGGCAGGCCACCAGGUCCUCCAGGCUCUGUGCCAACAAAGUGAAUGGUCCUUCUAACCGAGGACACUUUGGUGGUCAGUGCUGUUUGACACAUGAGCUCAUCGGAGCCUGAGCACAACACGGAAGAUAUGUGUUGGCAUGGGAUAAGUCCUGGCCUGGCAGGUAGGACCCCGGACUGGGAGACGGCCCUUCCUCCCCCUGAGCCUCAGUCUCCUCACCUGGAAAAGGAAAGGUUAGACCAGGUGAUCUCUAAGACCCUUCCCAGCUCUGACAUCCAGUGGCAGCGAUUCUGUGCGUGGGAACUGAAAGACAACAUGGCAGCCGCUUCCCACGCCUUGUGCCCAGGUUGCCCAAGGUGUUGGCCGGGUCAAGUGGUGCUCAUUUUGCCUCCCCUGAGUAUUAGAGCCUCCAUGAAGGGCAGAGAGCCUAGAGAGGCCUCAGAAGACCUGCCUCAGCCCCUUGUCCAGAAAACAAGCCGAGAGCUAAGCUGUGACUCCCCAACCACCCCCACAGCUGGGGCAUGAGAACCCCUUGUCUCCUGAAGUCUGUUUUCUGUCUGUGUAAAUGCAGGGCCCCUAGGUCUACAUGAAAUGAGGCCUCCAUCGGGAUCGGGCCUGGGGUGCGUGGGCCCAGGCUCAGACUCAGUCUGUGGUUUGGGCCCCCACGCCCACCAAGGGACCACAGCAAUCAUGGCCAUCCUGGAGGAACUUUUGUACUCACCAAAUGACACAAGAAGGAGUUCCAGGAUGUUGUGGGGCCAGUCUCCUUUUGGCCUUGACUUCAUGGUGCAGUUUUAGCAUGCUUGAUUAAAAACUGAGAAAUGCUUCCAGAUCACCGUUAAUAAAUCCAUCGCAUUUUGAAA